AUGUUGUCUGAUCUCUCCAGUGCUCCUGACCCACCCAGCGACUCAACGAGCUAUCUUCGCUCUAUCAUUCCCCUCUUUAUCCCCGGAGACCUCCCACCACAUGCCUCCUCCAAGCUUCUUGUCAAUGAUGUAUUCUGCCUUGCGUCUGAUUAUGUCCGGGUUGUCGUAACUGACCAUUACCUGGUCUUGCGAGCUAUAUUCAUAACUUGCUCCAAUAUCCUCUAA
This is a messenger RNA of Aspergillus luchuensis, 225 nucleotides long. RefSeq lists its product as uncharacterized. The record is from RefSeq and is a predicted model, not a curated record. The transcript is spliced from 2 exons. Lineage: Eukaryota; Fungi; Ascomycota; Eurotiomycetes; Eurotiales; Aspergillaceae. The coding region runs from base 1 to 225 and encodes 74 amino acids.